AUGCAUCCGUUGCAUGUCCCUGCAGCUGCGGCGGCCGCCGCCGUGCUCUGCUCAGCCACACUGCUGCUAACUGCCGUCCUCGCCACCCACGCCCAAAACACCACCACGCCGACGUUGCCGUCAUCUUCGACCUCCUGCGACCCAGCGAUGUCUGCGCAUCAAGUAGACAAGUACCCGUUCUGGCUCGGCGGCACGCACCCGCCGGUCGGCUACCGCGCCUUCCAGGUCAGGUGCGACUGCAACGGCACGUCCUCUCUCAGGAACUCCAUCUGGACGUACCAGAUCACGGAGAUCUCUUACGGCAACGACAACGGCACCUUCCCGGUCGCCAACACCGAUCUCUCCGACGGCAGCUGCGACAUCAAACUCAAAGUGAACGCCUCCUCCGACCUCGGCUACGCGCCCUUCGGCAUCAGCGCCACCAACCAGGAGCUCUUCUUCCUCUACAACUGCACCAACCUUCAGGCGCAGCCGCUGCCGCUUGCUUGGGCGCCCGUUAACUGCACGAAUGCCAACACGUCCAUAUUCAACUCGUUCGCGUUGCUCUCCGGCGGGUACAAGCCCGACAACAAAUGGGAGCCGAUACCGGGGAGCUGCACCGUGUCGAUGAUGCCGGUGCUGGGGUACCCUGGGGCGACCGGGGCGGACUACCGGCGGCUGAUGAACAGCGGGUUUCUUGUCGAGUAUACGGCCGGCGACUGCAGGGCGUGCGAGGAGAGUCGAGGCUUUUGCCGGAUUAACACCACCUACGAUAUCUUCGAGUGCCGCUGCUCUGACGGCAUGUCUGACUUCAUCAUCUGUCGUAGCUCAGUUUAG
Messenger RNA from Triticum dicoccoides, 816 nucleotides. RefSeq names its product LEAF RUST 10 DISEASE-RESISTANCE LOCUS RECEPTOR-LIKE PROTEIN KINASE-like 2.8. The record is from RefSeq and is a predicted model, not a curated record. NCBI's taxonomy places the organism in Eukaryota, Viridiplantae, Streptophyta, Magnoliopsida, Poales, Poaceae. Bases 1 to 816 code for a protein of 271 amino acids. The transcript is spliced from 3 exons.